AUGUUUCGAGCUCGCCGAUACCGAUCUCUGGUCGGAUUCGCGGCGGCUCUUGUCUUCACGUUUUUCUACUUUGCGCGGUCACGCGACUGGAGCUAUACAGUUGUAGAAUCGUCCAUUGGCGUUCAUUCACCCCAUCCGAAUCAACCCGAAACACCAAGACCUGAAAAUGCAGCAGCAGCUGCUGCUAUCGAAGACAGUCAACAUCGUAUACUUCCCAAUCCCUACCGUGGCACUACCGCCCCGCCGCCAGAGAAGAUAAUCUCGCCCGUGGGUCCCAAUAGCGGCUCAAAGGACGGCACCAGCCGGUUUAAAGAAGAUUCCUCCGACACUGCUCCAGUGAAAGUGAAACCGACCAUCGAGGAUGACCCGAAGGACUCUGCAAAGGAACCCGUGAAAGAGCCCGUGAAGGAAUCGACGAAGGUGGAGAAGCCCCAGAGCUUGCCACCACCUACAACGGAUAAUGUCAAUAGUGCAAAUGAGGAGAUUGAUAAUGGAGGGGCCGGCAGAAAGGCCGCAGAGCGCCCGGCACCUGGCAUUGCAACGACCAAGUGGAAGAAGUUCCCAGAACGGUUCCCCGUCCCUGCAGCGGAGGUGAUCAAGCUACCAAAGGAGCAGUCCAAAACAAUCCCCAAGCUACAAGCUAAGUUCAAGGAUGAGUCUAGCUCCGACAAGCAAGAGCGUCUACAACGGCUUAGCGCUAUCAAGGCUGAGUUUGUGCAUGCCUGGAAAGGCUAUAAGGGGAUCGCGAUGGGACAUGACGAAGUAAAGCCUCUGUCAAAGGAGUAUGAAGACCCAUUCAACGGCUGGGGAGCGACAUUGGUCGAUUCUCUUGAUACUCUCUGGAUUAUGCAAUUGAAAGAUGAAUUCUCCGAGGCGUUGGAUGCGAUCAAAAACAUUGAUUUCAAAACAUCACUGAGAGCGGAUAUCCCGAUGUUUGAGACAACCAUCCGCUAUCUUGGAGGUCUUUUGGGUGCCUAUGACAUUUCUGGUCAUCGAUACCCUGUGCUUUUGGAGAAAGCAGAGGAGCUUGCUGAGGUUCUCAUUGGUGCCUUUGAUACACCUAACCGCAUGCCACACCUUUACUAUCGCUGGGCCCCAGAAUAUGCCGCGAAACCACAUCGGGCAUCUUCCCGAGCUGGCCUGGCUGAAAUCGGGUCGCUUUCCUUGGAAUUUACCCGUCUGGCUCAAUUGACCAAGCGGGACAAAUACUACGAUGCGAUUGCACGGAUUACCAACGAAUUGGAGAAAAUCCAAGACUCAACUAGCAUCCCUGGACUGUGGCCUCUACGGGUCAAUGCACAGGGAUGUUCCAAGUACUCCAAGAACACGUCGCCGCAGAAUAACAACCCUACACGUGAGCAGAAUGCCGCUACUGCGACCGAGAGCACUACUUCGGUGACCCAUAGAACUUACGCUGCACCGACAGACCUUGAGAGUUAUUUGAAGCUGCUCCCCCGGGACACAAACGCUGGCAUCGAAAAACAGUCCAACAAUACGAAAGCUGCGGAUGAACCUAGCCUUCAAGCACGCGAGCGAAACAUACCAUCAGCAGAUCAAUGCAAUGGCGGCUUGGGACUUCCCAUUUCACCCCGCGAUAACGUUUACACCAUGGGAGGAAUGGCUGACUCGACCUACGAAUACCUGCCCAAGGAAUACAUCUUACUGGGUGGCCUGAACGACCAAUACCAAAAUAUGUAUAAAAAGGCAGCCACGGCAGCCCGCAAGUCCCUUCUCUUCCAGCCUAUGGUCAAAGGUGGACGUGAUAUCCGGUUCAUGGCCUCGACUUCUCCAGUGACUCCUGGAAAGAUCGCAGAGCUCACUCCUACCGAUCUUGAAUACGAAGGCACUCACUUGGAAUGUUUCAUUGGCGGCAUGUUCGCCAUAGGAGCCAAGGCCUUUGGAAUCGAUGGUGAUCUGGAACUCGCAGCCAAACUGACCGACGGCUGUGUUUGGGCUUACGAGUCGACACAAACCGGAGUGAUGCCUGAGCGCUUCCGCGUCUUGCCAUGCGAGAAAGGCUCGGCCUGCGAGUGGGAUCCAGCCCGCUUUGAGGCUGGCGUGGCACGCUACUCGCGUGUAGACCCCGGGGCAGGACAUUCGUUCCGCAAUGGAGAGAGCAGCUACGAACAGCGCGUGAAUUUGAUUUCGCACGAUGCACCGUCAGGAUCCGCGGGUGGGUCCAUUCCCAUCCCCAUGCCGGGCUCAUUAAACCCUCACGAUAGAGAUGUGUUGCCCAAGCGCGAUGGACUAGGAAACCAUGUGGAACCGUCAUCUAUUGCUUCAAGCUCGAGUCCUUCUUCGAGUCCUUCUCCCGAUGAAGCUGACUUGCAGAACCGAGAUGUACCCCGGUCAUCUUCAACGCUCGCAUCGCCUCGCAUUGCCGAAGGCGGCAAAGACCACGUCCCAGCAGGCAUGACCAGUAUCCCAUCGCCGACCUACUACCUUCGGCCAGAGGCGAUCGAGUCUGUCUUUAUUAUGUACCGUCUGACUGGUGACGAAUCCUGGCGUCGCAAGGGAUGGCAGAUGUUCGAAGCAAUCUCGAAGUAUACCCGGACUGAGCUGGCCAACGCAGCCAUUCAAGAUGUCACUGCUCAGAAACCGAUCCAUAAGGAUACGAUGGAGUCUUUCUGGCUAGCUGAGACGUUGAAGUACUUCUACCUUUUGUUCAGUGACCCUAGUGUGGUGGAUUUGGAUAAAUAUGUUCUGGAAAUGGAGCCCGAGGCCUCGGAGACUGAGUUCUGGACUGAACUUCAAACGAUCGUCUCCAAGCCAUGCGACUCCGAAGACCAGAUAGACGAUGCCCUCCGAGCUUAUCUUAGUCUAACAACCCAACACAAAGGUGAAUAUCUACAGUCGGAAACCGAUAUCUCGCGAUGUUCGUAUAAGCUAUUUACUUCGAGCAUCUUUGCCAACCAUGCGGACUACGUGCGACGACAGAUUCUCUACGGUCUUUUGCAGGACGAUGACCCGGAUACCCUCCACUUCCUUGCGUCAUUCAUACUCUUUGACGGGCGACAAAAUGAGGUUGUGCUUCAGAUGCUGAAUGAUGAGGGUGUGUUUGCGCGUCUCCUCGAGCUUAUACAGGCGAUGCGGAGGGCGGAUCUGGAUGGCGACGCGGGUCUUCAUCGUUUGUUGAUGGAUCUUGUGUAUGAGAUGUCGAGGAUACAAAGGGUCAAAAUUGAAGACUUAGUUCUCGUGGAUGACGAUUUUAUUCGCUGUCUCUUUGAUAUUAUCGAAGAUCUCUCUUACGACGUUACGGAUCCAUAUCAUUACCCCGUGAUUCGGGUGCUGCUCGUUCUGAACGAGCAAUUCAUGAUCUCGGCUCAUGAUCCGGUGGACGGCCGCCCCUCUGGUCAAUUGACCAAUAAGGUUAUCAAGGUCCUAUCGAUGUAUGGUGGGAUGUACAAGACAUUCGGGGAGAAUAUCAUUCUUCUUAUUAACCGUGAAGCCGAGACAUCCCUUCAGUUGCUCACAUUGAAGCUUCUGUAUCUCAUAUUUACCACUCCUAGCACAUAUGAGUACUUCUUCACAAACGAUCUGCACGUUCUGGUCGAUAUAUUGAUCCGGAACUUGCUUGAUCUACCCGAGGAGGCCUCCGCGCUGCGGCAUACUUACCUGCGUGUUCUUUACCCGCUUCUAGCCCAUACACAGCUACGAAAUCCGCCGCACUACAAGCGUGAUGGACUUCGAAGGCUACUUAAUAUUCUCGUUCGAGGACAAGUUUCAUAUGGGAACGACUCAGAGCACGAGAAAAUCAUGCAUUUUGAAGAGGUCGAUGAAACGACCCGUCGACUUGUGGCUCGGUGUGCGACAGUGGAUUGGCUGCGCGAUACCGAGCAGCCUGACCCAGCAGGGACGCAAGACACGCCCACUCAAGUGACAGUAACUUCAAUUGAAACUGUGCUGGACCAAACCGUCCAACAGACGUCACCCGUAGAUAUCAGCGAACCACUCGAUGGCUCCGGCACACUGUCCCGGACAAGCACAAUCGCUAGCUCGUCUGAUACGACAUCACCAACACGAACUGACUCGUAUAGUUCGUCUAACACGCCAGGUGGUCGGAAACACAGCUUAGCCCACCGGCUCGGCAUGAACCUAGAGCCUGCAUCAUCAUCAUCACUGAGCGUUCAAGCCGUUGCAGCACAGCACGAAAAGCCAGGCAUAAUAACCCCCAGUCGCAAAGAUGGAGUCCACGCCGCCGCCCUCAAUAAUGAGACGCCAAUAAUCCGACCACCAAAGGUCAAACCAGAACCACCGAAAUCUCGUCGCUGGCGCGGGCGCCGUCUGGCCGUGGAUGAAGAAGAACAACACUCUGCCGGCACCAGCAGCGACGGGAACACCAUUCCCGAAGGCGUCGAAAUCAGUCCCACCACCGUUUUCACCCCUAGCACACCACCUCCACAGACACAUACCAGUGAUCAUCGCGACUCCGGGUCAGGUUCCACUCUUGCGCCUCCGGGUCCACGGCCACGGCGGGCCGUAUCCAAUCCACCCCCGGCCCUCCCGCCACCACGCCGUUCCAGUCAUACCACGUCUUCUCAAAGUCGUCACCGGCCCCCAAUCCCCCCAGGCGGAACAGGCCGACAUGGACAGGCUCCACUUCCACCAAAAACGCGCCGUUGGGGACAUGGUAAGCCGCAGCAUGGACAGACUGACUCAGUCGAGAGUGGGGCUAGCAAUGUUAGUCCAUCAAAGGAGCCUGAGAUUGCUGUAAACAACGUCGUGUCAGUUCAGCAAGAACGAUCACCAGAGGACAGUGUUCCUUCAGAUCCUUUCUCGCCGAAAUCCCCUACAAUGUUGAUAUCGCCGUCUGAGGCCACUGCAGACAAGGCAGAUGGCCAGACCAAUGGUGCUAGUGAUGUCCAUGCGCCUGUCAGUGUAGAGGAGGCGCUGCAGAAUGUCUCUCUGCAUUGA
Molecule: messenger RNA, 4914 nt
Organism: Penicillium griseofulvum
Lineage: Eukaryota; Fungi; Ascomycota; Eurotiomycetes; Eurotiales; Aspergillaceae
Exons: 8
Coding region: 1-4914 (1637 amino acids)
Biological process (GO): carbohydrate metabolic process; N-glycan processing
Cellular component (GO): Golgi membrane; endoplasmic reticulum
Molecular function (GO): mannosyl-oligosaccharide 1,2-alpha-mannosidase activity; calcium ion binding
Source: RefSeq, a predicted model, not a curated record